UCAUAUUUUAUGAAUAAACAUACGAGAUAGCUAGGUUUAUGAAAUAUUAUACUGUGCAAAUUUGAUUGUUUAUGCCCAUUAGAAGCAAUUCAAGGUGCUCAAGAACAAUUACAAGUUAGCAUGUAUUCAUAGUUGAAUUCUACUUUUUAUGUAGAGUGCUUGAAAAUGGUAUUCUCCAACUACAUGCCUGCCCAUGCAUUGCCCAGGAAAGGCUGGGCUGCUGUACAGAAUAUUACUCAAUUAUCAGAUGGUGCUUGCACAGUCAAACUUGAGGCAAGGGCUGACUGUGAUUCAGUCCCUGUGCCUGAAAUAUGUACAGUGUACAUCAAGGAGGAGCUUAAAGAAGAUUGGGAGGACAUAACAUUAAAAGAUGAGCCUAUUUAUUUUGAAGAUGAUCAGGAUGUCGACCUGGAUUUCUUGACAUCUGUGGCAACUUCAGAAGACCCUGUUGCUGUUAAUGAUCUGUUGACAACUAAAAGAUCUUCAGAAGUUACUAAUGCUGUUGAUGAUCUGUUGGCAACUAAAAGAUCUUUAGAAGUUGCUGAUGCUGUUGACGACCUGUUGGCAACUAACAGAUCUUUAGAAGUUGCUGAUGCUGUUGAAGAUUUGUCCACAUCUGAGGGAUCUGUUAGAAAUGCUGGUGAUGGGGAUGAAAGGCCUCUAUUUAAAGCUGUAUCUAGAGAUGCUACUUGCAGGAGCAGGUUGUUUAAGCCAGAAGAUGCUAAAGAUGUUGCUUGCUUGAGCAAAUCUUCUACCCCUGAAGCAGUAUCAGAAGUUGCUGCUGAUGGUCGAGCACAGCCUGCACUAAAAGAUUUUAACGACGUAUUUCAAUUGAUGGCCAAUGGGCCACGUCACCCUACCAUUCGUCAAGCCGCUGAGGUUGCAUUUGAUGUACUGACUUGCCCUGCACGGCCGGAGUGCAGUAAUGGGAUGGAUUGUUCCUGAUAAUUUUACUCGUCGUCAUCUCUCAUUUCAAGAUGUUUGUCUGGGAGCUGUCGCAGGUUCUACUCAGUAGACUAGAUUGUGAUGGAUUAUAACGGAGCCGCUGCUAUAGGUAACUUACAAUUUGCUACUAUAAAGUGAUAUGUGGCCUACACAUCAAUAUAAGAGAA
Messenger RNA from Hyalella azteca, 1112 nucleotides. RefSeq lists its product as uncharacterized. The record is from RefSeq and is a predicted model, not a curated record. NCBI's taxonomy places the organism in Eukaryota, Metazoa, Arthropoda, Malacostraca, Amphipoda, Hyalellidae. The transcript has 4 exons. The coding region runs from base 166 to 945 and encodes 259 amino acids.